Molecule: messenger RNA, 1377 nt
Organism: Arabis nemorensis
Lineage: Eukaryota; Viridiplantae; Streptophyta; Magnoliopsida; Brassicales; Brassicaceae
Source: the annotation of a GenBank genome assembly
AUGGUUUCCUCUCACUGUCCUGUCUCUGACAAAAACAAGAAACAGCUAUAUUUAUCAAUCAGCCCUUCAAAUUCUGUCAUGAAAGAUAGCGUUGAACUUGACUUCUCUGAUGUGUUUGGUCCACUUCCUGAAGAAGCCAGUGAUGUUGUUUUCGACGAGCCUGCUGUUGUCUACAGUCGAUCACACUCGUUGGUUGGCCCGUCUUUGCUCAGUAGUCAUUCUUUCAAGCUGAACAAGCUCACGUUAAGGGAGACAGAGGACUCGGUUGACUUGGUGGAAUGUCUUGAAGGCGAAUCAUCUGGUAAUGAGGACACUGACAGUGAGAAAGCUGCAGAGGGAGAUCUGGUGAAGGUCUCAGGUGUUGUAGGCAUUGAGGAUUUUGAGGUUAUGAAAGUUGUGGGGAAAGGUGCAUUUGGAAAAGUGUACCAGGUGAGGAAGAAAGAGACGUCUGAGAUAUACGCGAUGAAGGUCAUGAGAAAAGAUCAUAUUAUGGAGAAGAACCACGCCGAAUACAUGAAAGCUGAGCGCGAUAUUCUUACCAAAAUUGAUCAUCCAUUCAUCGUUCAACUAAAAUACUCUUUUCAGACUAAGUACAGGCUGUAUCUUGUGCUCGAUUUUAUCAACGGAGGGCAUCUUUUCUUCCAGCUCUAUCACCAAGGACUUUUCAGAGAGGACUUGGCUCGUGUGUACACCGCGGAGAUUGUCUCUGCAGUUUCCCACCUUCAUGAGAAAGGCAUAAUGCACAGAGAUCUUAAACCCGAAAACAUACUCAUGGACGCAGAUGGCCACGUGAUGUUAACUGAUUUUGGUUUAGCAAAGGAAUUUGAAGAAAACACAAGAUCAAACUCCAUGUGUGGGACUACAGAGUAUAUGGCACCUGAAAUCGUUCGUGGAAAAGGACAUGAUAAGGCUGCUGACUGGUGGAGCGUAGGGAUUCUUCUGUAUGAGAUGCUCACUGGAAAGCCGCCGUUUCUAGGGGGCAAAGGAAAAAUACAGCAGAAGAUAGUGAAGGACAAGAUCAAACUUCCGCAGUUUCUGUCUAAUGAAGCUCAUGCGUUGCUAAAAGGGCUGCUGCAAAAAGAGCCAGAGAGGAGACUUGGAAGUGGACCGAGCGGAGCAGAGGAGAUAAAAGAGCACAAAUGGUUCAAAGGAAUAAACUGGAAGAAGCUUGAAGCAAGAGAAGUGAAGCCAAGUUUCAGGCCGGAGGUAUCAGGAAGACAAUGCAUAGCUAAUUUUGACAAGUGUUGGACUGAUAUGUCUGUGUUGGAUUCACCAGCAAGCAGUCCUAACUCGGAUCCUAAGGCCAAUCCUUUUAGCAACUUCACAUACGUCAGGCCUCCUCCUUCGUUCCUUAACCAAACUACAUCGAAUUUGUAG